AUGUAUUCAGAAGUAACUCAUAUCGCAGAAGUAAAUGGGAGUGGUCCUUUCCUCACCACUCUUCUUUUUAGUGUUGAAGACCGUGUAGGAAUUUUAGACGAAUGUUUAUCCGUACUUAAAAAUUUAAGCAUUUCGUUAACAAGAAUUGAAAGUCGUCCAAGUAAAACUCCUGGUUGGGAUUAUGAUUUUUUUGUUGACUUUAACGCGGAAGAUUCUAAACAACUUACUCGCGUAGUGGAAGCUUUAAGAGAAGUCACCAAACAAGUAAAAAUUGUUAGCACACGUACUUCAGAAGCUACCGAAGUUCCAUGGUUUCCCCAAAAAAAGUCCGAUCUUGAUACUUUUGCUAAUAAAGUUUUGGAAAUGGGAGAAGAACUUGAUUCCGAUCAUCCAGGUGCUAAGGAUCAAGUUUAUAGAACACGACGUACAGAGAUUACUCGAUUCGCCAAAACUUAUCGUCACGGACAACCAAUUCCUUCAGUCAAUUACACACCCGAAGAAAUUGCAACUUGGGGUGUUGUCUUUCGUAAUUUAAUAGAAAAAUAUCCUACUCAUGCUUGUCGAGAACAUCAACACGUAUUCCCAUUAUUACAACAAAAUUGUGGAUACAGAGAAGAUAAUAUUCCACAAUUAGAAAUUGUUUCUAAAUUUUUGAAGGGUUUUACUCUUCGUCCAGUUAUGGGAUUACUUUCAUCACGAGAUUUUCUCAAUGGUCUCGCAUUUCGCGUUUUUCAUUCAACUCAAUAUAUUCGUCAUCAUUCGAAACCUUUUUAUACACCCGAACCAGAUAUUUGUCACGAAUUGCUUGGUCACGUUCCAUUAUUUUGUGAUCCAGAUUUUGCGGAUUUUUCUCAAGAAAUCGGAUUAGCGUCAUUAGGAGUUAGUGAUGAAGAUAUAGAAAAAUUAUCCACGAUUUAUUGGUUCACAGUUGAAUUUGGAUUAUGUCGCCAGGGAGAUGAAAUAAGAGCAUAUGGAGCCGGAUUGUUAUCUUCGUUUGGUGAACUUGAGACAGCAUAUCAAAAAUAUAUUGUGACCGAAUACCAACCAGUUAACGCGCAACAAAAGGUACGAGAUUUUGCCAAUACAUUGAAACGACCUUAUUCUGUACGUUAUAAUCCUUUCACGGAGUCCAUCGAAGUUUUAGAUAAAAAGGAGAAAAUAGUAAGACACACUCAGAACAUUAAGAAUGAUAUGUUAAUAUUAGUAGAUGCGUUAGAGAGGUUGCAUUAA
This is a messenger RNA of Diversispora eburnea, 1230 nucleotides long. The record is from the annotation of a GenBank genome assembly. Lineage: Eukaryota; Fungi; Glomeromycota; Glomeromycetes; Diversisporales; Diversisporaceae.